UAUACUAUAAGUAUUUAUCAUCGGUAUUCAGUAUGGUAGUAUUAUAUCCCGGGGGAAAAACAAAAGGAAAAAAAACUAAAAUUGUAACACAUAUAUUUUAAGUCCUCAAAAAAAUUGUAUGCCCCAAGUUAACCUCAAUUUUCCCUGUAGUUCAUAAUUUGACUUUGACAAUUAGGUAUUUAUUUUUAUUUAGUUGACUUAAGAUGGAAAUGAGUAAAAGAAAAGCACUGCUUUAUGGAACAAUUUUAACAUUUGGUCUUGGCACAUUAUAUUUGGGGUAAUGUAUUUUUUUAAUAUUUAAAUUUGCAAUGAUUAGGUAGGUACCUAUAUAAAUAUUUUUAUUUUGCAGAUUGUCUAUGAAAAAUUCUCACCCACCUGAGGAACCAAAUAGUUGGGACCUUAUAAUAUUUACACAAACUUGGCCACAAACAUUGUGUUAUACGUGGGAAGAAAACAAUCCUCACCAUACAUGUAACUUUCCUAAGCAAAAGAAUUUGUGGACUGUUCAUGGCUUAUGGUUUGUAACACAACAGAUAUUUUUAAAUAACAUAUUAGGUAGGUAGGUAUAUAAUUUUAAAUGAUAUUAGGAAAAACAAGCCCUAGACCAAAAAACAUAAAUGGAAAAAAAUUACACAUAUAAUAUACAUCAGUGAUUGUUCCGCAUUCAAAGUAUAAGGUUUUGUCAAUAAUUAUUCUAUUAUUCGCUCUUUCAUCUAAUAUUUAAUUAAGUGUGUACUUUUAUUCUUUUAAUAUGCUGAGUCCAUUUUGUAACAAUGAUAUUUUUGAAAAUGGUGAUACACGAUGUAUAAAGUGUAAGAAAUAUUUGCAUUUCUUUUGUGCUAGCUUGAGAGAAGCUAAUUUCUGAAAAAUACGGAAAGAUAGUACUACGUAUAAUAAAAGAGAACAAUGGUUAGUAACUUAAAUAUUACACAAGAUGGGUUGUCUUUUGUUAGCUCAAAUGAAGUGUUAACUAACUUAAUUGAAUCUGUACAACUCAUGAGCAAUUAGUUUAAUAUAAUUGGUAAACAACUAAAUGAGAUAUUUAAUUCUAUUAAAGGUUUAAAAGAGGAAAAUAAAAAAACUAAAAGAAAAUAAUUGUAAUUGUAUGUUGAUGUCAGAAAUUUAACUAAAAAAUGAAUGUUCUGGAGCAAAAAUAAAUUAUAAACAAUGUGGAGAUAAUCGGACUCGAUAAAUUGAUAAACCGUGAACAAUUAUUGCAAAGUUAUACUUGUUAGAAAACAAACAAAACUUAUUAGAGUUUGAUAAGAAAAAGAAAUUAAAUACAUAUAAUUGGAGUGAAAACUGAGGAAAUGGAAAUAUAUUUAUAAAAAGAGAUUUAUUUUAUACUUUAGAAUGCUUGCUAAAGCUAAUGAAUUUAAAUUUGUACGGUUCAAAGAUAUAAAGAUGUUUAUAAAAAAAAAAAAGAUGAAAACUCUAAAGCAUAUAUAAUACAUAAUAAUCUUGAUCUAUUCAAACCUUUGUAAACUUAAAACAAUUGUUUAUAAUUGUCUGUUUACAUAAAUUUUCUUUGUAUGAUGAAUAACACCAAUAUAUUAAAUAGUUAUCUGAAUUACAAAACUAAUUUUUUUGAAUUUAUAGAUAGUUAUAUAUUUGUUUAUAAUACAUUUUUAAAUGUUUUUUGUUGUACUAUUAGUAGUGUUAACACUCAUUUUGAUGAAUUUAUUCUAUACAUAAAUAGGGGAAAAUAACUAUUCUAAAUUGGACAUUAUUGUGUUAACUGAAACAUACUGUGGUAAAAUGUAAUUAUAGGAUUUCUGAUUACAAAUUAUAUUUUUCAACAAUUAAACAAAAUCAAAAUGAUGGUAUAAUGGUUUUUAUAAGAGAUAAUUUAAGUAUAAAAAUGUGUAUGGGAAUUCAGUGACAAACAUUAUACAAUUAAAAUUAAGAAUAAGUAAUAUGCCAAUAAAUAUUUUAAGUGUAUUUAGAUCCCUAUCAUAAACCAAUUUUUGGCUAAUAUUGAUAAUAAAUUAAAAUUUGAAAGUAAUAUAAAUGGCUUGGAAAAAAUAAUAAUAUGUGAAAUUUUCAUGAUUAAAACCUUUGUCAUUGAAGCUAAUUUGUUCAAUAAUAAUAAUUUAAAAAAAAAUUCACCAAUUUUUAAAUUCACCUCCAGAUUCAUUUUUAAAUAAGUGUUAAUCUACAAUUGGACUUUUAUUUAAUAUUUUUUUAGGCCUACGAAACUAGGAACAAUAGGACCUGCGUUUUGUAACAAAUCUAUUUCAUUUGAUCCUAAAGCUCUUUAUAGUAUUGAAGAACAAAUACAUGAAUAUUGGGUAGAUAUUGAGCAACUUAAUAAUGAAACUGAAGUAAAUAUUUCAAAAAACACCAUAUCUCAUAAAAAAGAAAGUAUUUGGUUUCAUGAAUGGGAAAAACAUGGUACCUGUGCCCUAACUCUUCCAUCCUUAAACUCAGAGUUUGAAUAUUUCAAUCAAGGAAUUAAAUGGUCUGAAAUGUACAAUAUGAAAGACAUUUUAGAAAAAGGUGAUAUAAAAGUGAAUGAUACUACAUCUCUUGUAACUGAUUAUUGGAAGGCCAUAGAAUCGGUUUUAAAAACAAAUGCAUGGAUUGAAUGUGCAUUUAAGAGUGUAAGUUAAACAACUAUAGUUUUAAAGUAUACAUAUUUUUUUUAGUUUUACUAUAAAAAAAUUAUAAUAACAUCUAUACCUCUAUGGUUUAGAGAUGUAUUUCAAUAUAAAUUAUUUCUUAUAGGAUACAAAGCAACAAAUGUUACUUGAAAUAAGAAUAUGCUUUGACAAAUCCUUAAAAAUGGUUAACUGUAAUGGUAUAUGUGGAGAAGAAUCAGAUAUAUCAAAAGAUCACUUAUUAACCAAUUGUGACUUGAAUAAACCUAUUUUGUACUUGGAUAGUAUUCCAAAAAACCAAAAGUCGUCUAUCAAUCCUGGUUUUAAUGAGUAA
This is a messenger RNA of Cinara cedri, 2934 nucleotides long. Lineage: Eukaryota; Metazoa; Arthropoda; Insecta; Hemiptera; Aphididae. The record is from the annotation of a GenBank genome assembly.